AUUCGUCGCCCUGUCCUCACAGCCAGCGCGAUGAGGUCGAUUAAGCUUCGUACUCGCGGUUUUGUUACGUAAAUUUGUGUUAUUUCUCAAAUUGUCUUCCUUUAUUAUUUGUGUAUUUCGGGUAAUUUUUAGUUCAAUAUUCAUAUUUGAGUGUUGCCGUGCCUGUAGUAAAGUGAAUAGUGAUUGAUUUGUCGGGAAUUUCCUGACUCUGCUGAGUGCUAUAAUCCGUGGAAAAUUUGUGACCUGACAAGCUCAGUUUUGACUAAACCAGAGAUUUUGCAAAUGAUUUCAUCCCCAGGAUAAUAUCAAUUCACCAGCAAUGGAGGAAACAGCCAGCUCCUCCAACACAAAAGUGUCUAACGAUUCAGCUUACUCAACCUGCUCCAACAGUCAGUCUCGAAGGAGUGGAAGCUCCAAGUCGCACUCACAUCACAGUACCACUUCCAGCACCAGCAGUGGCUACGGAGGGCAUCCAUCAAGCUCCACCCUAGGAAGUGGGAGCAAUGACCAGCUGUUUCCAGAACCAGCAAAGAAGAGCAAGGUGAAGGAUCAUAAAAAGAAGAAAAUAAAAUCAAGCAACACCACCUCGAGCUCAACUGUUCCAACCCCACCCACAUCUACUCCUACCAUCAAUGAGGCAACCAGUAGUGAGGAACUCUCUGCUUCAAGUCAAGUUAAAAGCACUCCGGUAGCCGCCGAACUUGCAGAAAAAUCCGCGGCUACCCUCGAGUGUCCGCAAAAAACUGGAAAAACACGCGAGGUUGUUCAAGACCGCAGAAAAUUACGAUCACACCCGGACUCUGUGCUAAGUUCCAUAAUUAACAAUGGAGCUACACCCUCGGCUGAGAACGAAUCAUUGCAAAUGGCAGCACUGUCUCAAACGUUGCUAUGUUUCAAGAAGAUGAAAAAUAAAGAACUUCACCCUCCAGAUUUGCAAACGAGCAAUAUAGAUGAAGAGCAGUUCAUCCGAAGCAACCAGAAAAAUGAUGAAUCUUUCAAAAGCUAUGUUGAAACAAGCGUGAAAGAAAAGGAGUUCUGUGUUGUGGUUUCAAUGCAUGAUGGAAUAGUUCUCUACACAUCGUCUGGAUUAACAGAUGUCUUGGGAUUUCACAAAGAUAUGUGGCUGGGGCGUUCUUUCACUGACUUUGUGCAUCCCAAGGACCGAAUAGCAUUCGUUAGUCAUGUUACUUCAGGUGUUACAAAACCGUUCCUGGAUAAUCAGUUCAGUGCAGAUGCCUCCUCUUCAAGCAAACACAAUGCAAAAAAUUCUACCUUCUACUGCCAUUUACGUUGCUAUCGCGGUCUGAAAUCAUCAGGUUUCAACAUAAUUGACAGGGACGUAAAAUACAUCGCUUGCCAAUUCACUCUUAGUUUUAAGGAAAUCGUUGCCAACUCGGAAUCGAGCUGUUUCUUGAAUUCUCCCCAUGGAAUUUUUUCUGUGAUAAAUGUACAACCUGUUUUCUCUGCAUACACUAGUAGUAAUGAAGUCAUCAACUCUCCAAAAUUCAUGACGAGGCAUUCGGCGAAUGGUGUCUUUUGUCAUGUAGACUCUCUCGUUGUUUCCUAUUUGGGCUAUCUACCUCAGGACAUGAUGAAUCACUCAAUUUUCAAUUUCUACUGUUCAGAGGAUCUACCCAUGCUAAGAGAUGUAUACAAGGAAGUGAUGAGCGAACAGGGGCAUCUUGUUGCAAGCAAACCUUACAAAUUUAAAUGCCAAAAUGGGAGCUUUGCUGUCAUUGAAACCGAGUGGUCAACAUUCAUCAAUCCGUGGACUAAAAAUUUAGAAUUUGUCAUUGGACAACACAAAGUGAUCCAAGGUCCUGCCGAUGUUGAUGUCACUGUACCUUCAAAAACUGAGGAUUCUACCCCUGAAACUGAUAGCCAAGCUGAACUCCUUAAGAAGGAAAUUUUAGAGAUCCUUCAAAAACCGGUCAAUGCCUCAAAUCGAGUCGUUAAAGUUCAAGUUUCAAAAAGAUGCCGCGAUCUAGCCUCCUUUAUUGAAACUUUGGUUGAAGAAAUCACAAAGCCUGAGACCAAAAAUGACACUCAGAAAGAUGCAAAUGUUUCGGAAAGAGAUUCUGUCAUGCUUGGUGAGAUUUCACCUCAUCAUGAGUAUGGUAGCAAGGUAUCUUCGGAGACGCCUCCCAGUUAUACCCAGUUGAAUUACAACGAAAAUAUUCAAAGAUUUUUCCAAAGUCAACCAAAGACUUCCUUCUCUGACAGAACGAGUGAGAAUAAAAUAAUGAAUUCUACUCCUGAGACAAGCGAAGGGAAUGAAGAAUCAUCCUCUUCCAAUCCAUCAAAUUCCAAAGACAGACCAUGUGAAAAUGUUCAAAGUGCAAGCAGCAGUUCCAGAAGCAGCAAAGGAAGCUCGCGGAACGCGAAAACUUAUAAAAAGAGUAAAAUUAAUUAUCAGCCACCGCCUCUGACCGAAGAAAUGUUAAGCAGACACAAUGAAGACAUGGAGAAACAAAUGGUAAUCAAUCAUCGUGCGCAGCGCGGUAAAAUGUUGAAAGUGAAGGCAAAACCACAAGACAGAGUGGGCGAUGCACAUGGUGUAAAGCGAAGCGGCUCACAUUCUUGGGACAACGGCCCGUACCGCAGAUCAAUGAAGCAAAUACACGGAAAUGAUCAGCCUCAUGAUACAAACAGGCAGAGUAAUCGGCGAUCAGUUGUUACUGUGACGAUGCAAAGCUCCAUUGGAAACGCUUACAACCCUCCAGAGCCUUCCAGCAUCUCUAAUUUCACUUACUGGCCCAUGUUCUCCUACAAUGGACCAAUGCUGCAACAUAUGGACCACAAUGAAUCUGUGCCAACAAGUGUCCCAGCAGUAAUGGGACCUGGUAUGCACCCAGGAUUAGCUCCAGGAAUGCCAGCUGUCAUGCCAGUAUCAACACCCUCAAGUCUACCCCCUUACUACAUCCCGAGGGAACAGCAAAUUCGACCGGAACAUGCUGGACCACCUUUCCCCCCGUUUACAUAUAUCGCCACUAAUCAAGCCCAUGUCAUGUCUCCUAUGAUCCAUCCAAACUGGCCAGGCUACAGUCCUAUGUUCUACGCACCUUGCCCUGUUAUACCGCCCCUCUCUAACUUGGGGUCAAAAUCGGGAAUGACUCCGAGCUCUGAUUUCAAUCGACCUGUCUCAAGAGCGACCUCUGUGAAAGCUGAGCCUGGAUCUGCUAGAUCAUCUUUCAUCUUAAUGCAGUCAGAUGCAUCAAAAAAAGGUGGACACCUAUCAGUGUCUCCGAACAAUUACAAUUCCAAUGUUUUCCCUGGGGGGAAAGACAAUGCUCCAGGGGGUAAAGAGGAAAGUGGAGAGUUUAGUUUUAGUGAAACAGGUGAUGAAAGCAGUUAUUAUUCUUCAUUUUAUUCAUUCUUGAAAACAGAAGAAAAGAUGGACGACAGUAUGCGCAGUUCGUCUGGUGACGAUGUGAAAAAAUAUGAGGAUGAAUUGUGGGGUAUUCUGAAUGGCACCAAUGAUGAUGAAGGAAAGAAAUGCCUCAGAAGAGGACCUACAUGGCUAGAGGGUGUUGAUAUCACUCCUGAGUUACAGUUUCGCUAUCAAAUUAGUACCAAAGGGAUAUCUGAUGUUCUACAAGCUGAUAUGAAAGCACUGGCCAAACUAAAUCAGCCUGACAUGGUGAAUGAGCAGCUAAGUACUCUGUACUUGGAAUUAGAAGGUAUCUACAACUCUUUGAAAUUGGAGGACUCUUCCAGCAGUGGCGAAGAAGGAACUUCCAAUAAACCACGGAAACGCAAACCGUUCAACUAUGACAAAAUGGUAAUGAUUUUUGAAGAAGAAGCCCCUCUUCCUCCACCUGUUACAACUGCUAUACCUGUGUCCGUGACUGUCACUGCCAGUGGCAAUUAAAGAAGAUAAAAAUAUGUCUAAGAUUCAAAAUUUCGGAGGAUUUGACCAUCGCUAAAAUGCACAUUUAUUAGUUGACAGUCAAUUCUAACAUUGCUCACCAUGGUACUCUCCAAGGAAAUGGCUUUCUGAUGGUAAUUUACCGAUCAAAAGGAAGAAGAAUCAGUGUCACGCUGAUCAUGCUCACGGCAUCGAAGGAAAGCGAUAAGGUCUAAAAUGAAGUUUGAAAAUUGUCCUAAAUCAACAACUUAGGAGUAUAUCUUUGCGUAUGAUUCAAGAUGCGGUGCAAAAAACUUCAAGACCUUGAAAAGGCUUGAUUUGCGAAUAGAUGUUCAAAUAGUUUUUAACUGAAAAUCUUCAAGACUACUUAAAUUGCAUACUGAAAUCAUACUUAACAUCCUUAUUUGGAUCGUUUUACCUGUUUACAUGGGGCAUGGAAAAAGAAAGCCUCUUGUUUUAUCAGGUUUAUGAUAACUUUUUUGUCGCACCGAUUUAUUGGUCAGCGGGUGAAGAUUAUUAUGUAAUUAAAUACCAGGUAAGUGCUUUCAAGUGUUGCCAAGAUUGUGUAACUGUUGCUCCCAUUUAAUGGACAUUUAGUAGCCCUAAAAUGGAUCAAGUCUUCGAAAAAUUUCGAUGACCAAAGUGCGAAACUAACUAUCUCCGUUUGCAACCUCUCGUCAUACUCCAUUUUUUCUUCGGAAAGCUAGUGAACAUAAUUUCUUGAUCAAUUCCUUGAUUUUUCUACCUUGUUCGUUAAAUAUUCUGUAUAAAUCUCAAGUUAUGUAGUUUAACCAUUUAUCUUCAAAAAAUAAAACAGCGGACAUUUUGAAACAGAUUCGAAGAUGUGUGGUUUUGCACUUCGGCCAUCGAUUUGCUGUUAAUUAUUCCCAAAGCAAGAAAAUUUAGGCUCAUUUAAAGAGAUAUAAGUCUUGCGCAGUCUUAGCUAAAUCUGACAGCUCUUACCAGGUUUUAAAUUUCCUUACUUCUAAUGACUAUUGUACUUUCCAGAUAAAUGUUUUCCUUCACAUCCCCCCCCCCUUUUCAUAAGUAGGUAAUCUGGGUAGUCUUUAUCGUUUUUAUUUGAAAAAUUUUUUCGGGAGAGGAAACCAAAGAAAAAUUCUAUCCACCUGUAAAUCAAUUCUCUGAUUUCAACAAGUUUUAUCUUGUUUACAUUAAUUCUACAGCCUCUCUCUUCUGCCCAGGUACUUCAAUCUUUGACGUAUGGAUUCCAAAUUCCAAUUCGCCAGUUUCCAUUCUACUAGAGUAUAGCUAAUGAAAAGCGGUGUUGAAAGAACUCAUCGGAAGUAAAAUCUUUUUAUUUUCGGGAGUCAUUAGAGGAAAUUUUUUUGCACAAUUUGAUAAAUGAAGUAGGAAAUAUCGCCUACAAUUUCAUCUUAACUGUUAAAGUAGAAGUUUUAUCUGUUUUGUUUCUUUUUUUUUUUUUAUCUGUGUCAGGGCAAGGAUCAUGCUCAUCACAUUCAUAUUUUCCAGUUACCGUCGAGUUACCAUAAACUAGUACAAUCAUCUUUUCUAUAAAAAAAAUUGAAUGCUGAUGAAUGUAAUGAAAGACUUUCCUCUCUCUGUUAAUUUUUUUUAUUCUUCUGUUUCUGAGGCUGGUAAAAUAAUGUCAUAAGCAACAGUAGAAUCUUGAUGACUCUAAGCUAAGUUUAUUAAAUGACCAAUUAGUAACGUAUAAAUUGGACUGAUUCAUUUUUUUUAAGCAAGGAGACUUUUUCAAAAGAUAAUCAUGAACGUAAAUGAUCAUCGUCAAAGAUCAAAUUUAUAAUUUAAGCAGAUUUAUUUUUAACUGCGUGUAAAAAAUCGUGAUUUAGGUAUUAACUUAUAUUUUUAAUUGAAAUUAAAUUAUAUUUAUGAACCGA
Molecule: messenger RNA, 5748 nt
Organism: Bemisia tabaci
Lineage: Eukaryota; Metazoa; Arthropoda; Insecta; Hemiptera; Aleyrodidae
Gene: per
Product: period circadian regulator
Biological process (GO): circadian regulation of gene expression; entrainment of circadian clock by photoperiod; negative regulation of transcription by RNA polymerase II
Cellular component (GO): cytoplasm; nucleus
Molecular function (GO): transcription cis-regulatory region binding; transcription corepressor binding
Source: RefSeq, a predicted model, not a curated record